Molecule: messenger RNA, 908 nt
Organism: Uranotaenia lowii
Lineage: Eukaryota; Metazoa; Arthropoda; Insecta; Diptera; Culicidae
Product: protein atonal-like
Exons: 1
Coding region: 57-692 (211 amino acids)
Molecular function (GO): protein dimerization activity
Source: RefSeq, a predicted model, not a curated record
AUCUCGUAGAGAUUUACCUUGAAUCCUUCGAUCAAUCCCGCUUAAAAAUAGCCGAAAUGGCAGAAGAGUUGAUUUACCGACAGUACUUUUACAACUAUCAUCAAAACAUGGAUUUUAUGGCCGUGGCACCGAGUGAAUUCGUUCCAUCGUCUCUCAAUUAUCUACCACAACAAUCGUCGUCGAGUGAAGUGAUGCAAUACAGCAGUGAUGCCGAAUGGAUGACAGUUGGCAGUCCGGCAGAUAGUUACGGAAGCUGCAGUCCCACCUACUACGAUGUGCACUCACCGGAUGACCAGACUUUCGGCCCGAUCGCAGUAAGCAAUGCAACCAACGCUGCCAAGACAACCACGAACCGACCGAUGUCCAAUUCGGCUCGAAUCCUUACCAAAAUCGAACAACAAUACGAGGACGGCAGCAGUGGCAGUGCUUCGGAUUCGGACAUCCUCAACAACAGCGAAAUUCCGACCAACAUCAAAAUCAAACGGGGCACCGCGAUCCCGACCGUGAUCAAGCGAAAGCGUCGACUGGCGGCCAACGCUCGGGAACGCAAGCGGAUGCGUGGUUUGAACGAAGCCUUCGACCGGUUGCGGCAACAUCUUCCCUCGGGAGCAGCCGAUCAGCAGCUCUCCAAGCAUGAAACCCUGCAGAUGGCCCAGACCUACAUCACGGCACUGUGCGAACUUUUGGUGUAAGGAAAUAAGUGAGGAAAAUAGUGGUGUGAAGCCAGUUAGGGUACUACUGUAAAUAGGUUCAACGUUUCGGCCAUAGCAGAAGGAAGAGAGAAACGCAGUCAUUAAGUUUAGAGUCGAUGUUUUAGCCCAGUUAUAAAUUGUAGCGAAUUUAGAUUCAAGUUUUAUAAUUGCCAUUGUUUAGAUUAGACACUAGGAAUAAAUGCAAUAAUAAAGUUU